Paecilomyces variotii is the source of this 1056-nucleotide messenger RNA. Its product is annotated as SGNH hydrolase-type esterase domain-containing protein. The transcript is spliced from 3 exons. Gene Ontology annotation, molecular function: phosphatidylcholine lysophospholipase A1 activity. The record is from RefSeq and is a predicted model, not a curated record. The coding region runs from base 1 to 1056 and encodes 351 amino acids. NCBI's taxonomy places the organism in Eukaryota, Fungi, Ascomycota, Eurotiomycetes, Eurotiales, Thermoascaceae.
AUGGCCCCAUGGCUAGUCGUCGCAGCGAAAGGCUACGCCAUCGCUACGGCUUUUAGUCUUUGUCUGCUAUCGGGUCCAGCCGUCGCAUCUGUGGACGGCUCGAUUCUCGAACAUACGGCUCCGACGACAUCUCCGCUCUCUCCAGAUGCUAUUGCGUCAGCCUACUCCCGAGAAGAAUUAGACAAGAGCACCAACAAUGCCACCAACGAGGGAAAACCAGAGAACGUAAAGUCUCAAGAUGAUAAGCCUUUCACGCUGCGAAUCAUGCCGCUAGGGGCUUCUAUUACUUAUGGCUUCAAAUCGACGGAUGGUAACGGCUAUCGAGAGUACUUUCUGGAUAUGGUGCAAUCAGAUGGAUGGAAUGCCACUAUGGUUGGGAACCUCAGACACGGUACCAUGAAAGAGAACGAGAAUAACGGGUAUGUUGGCUACAGGGUCGACCAAAUAAAGGCGGCGGCCAAAAAGUCACUUUAUUCAACGAAACCGGAUCUGAUCCUCUUGAAUGCCGGCACCAACGAUGGAGUCCAACAUUACAAGGUUUCGAGCACAGGCAAACGCAUGGACGGCUUUCUCAAGGAGAUUUACCAGGCUUCCCCAAACACUACCAUUCUUUUCUCCACUCUGAUCCCGGAUAAGCGCGCACCGAAAGCAAUGGCUGAUAUCAACGACCAAUAUCGGAAACUUGUUGCAAAGCGCCAAAAAGCUGGUGAUCGGAUCAUUUUGGCAGAGAUGGACUAUGGCAAUUUGACGAUAGAGGACAUAGGCAGCGAUGGCAUACACCCUACAGACGAGGGAUAUCAUGUGAUGGCCGACAUCUGGUAUGCUGCUUUCAAUGAGGCCGUGGAAAAGGGAAUGCUACAAGCACCUGCAGGAAAUACGACUUCUACCAGUACGGCAUCAGGGUCUAGUGAGACAGGGUCACCUACGGACACCGCGACAUCUGCACCAACGCAGACGUCGAAACACGGCAUCGGCAGUAACAAUCAUCAUAUUGAAUUGCCUUUCGUCCUGUCUAUCAUUUUUUCAGUGCUCAUUCUCAUAGAUAGUUUUGUAUAG